Naumovozyma dairenensis CBS 421 is the source of this 1503-nucleotide messenger RNA. Its product is annotated as aldehyde dehydrogenase family protein. The transcript has a single exon. Lineage: Eukaryota; Fungi; Ascomycota; Saccharomycetes; Saccharomycetales; Saccharomycetaceae. Gene Ontology annotation, molecular function: aldehyde dehydrogenase (NAD+) activity. The record is from RefSeq and is a predicted model, not a curated record. Bases 1 to 1503 code for a protein of 500 amino acids.
AUGGCUAAAAACAAUUUUGAAAAGGCUGAAUCAGCCCAUAUUACCUUACCAAACGGUUUAGAAUAUGAUCAACCAACUGGUCUUUUCAUCAACAAUGAAUUCAUCAAAGGACACGAUUAUAAAACAAUCGCAGUUGAAAAUCCUUCCACUCAAGAGAAAAUUUGUGAUAUCUCAUCAGGUACCGCUGAAGAUGUCGAAUACGCAGUGGAAGCUGCAGAACAUGCCUUUACUCAGACUAAUUGGGCUACGCAAGAUCCUAAAGGUAGAGCUUACUAUUUAAACAAACUAGCUGAUCUCAUUGAAGAGGAAAAGGAAUUAAUUUCAUCAAUUGAAACUUUCGAUAACGGUAAGGCUUUAGAUUUAGCUCGUGGUGAUGUUGAAUUAGCUAUUAACUGUUUAAGAGACGCAGCAGCAUAUGCUGAUAAAGUUAAUGGUAGAACCAUUGAUAGUGGUGAUGGUUAUAUGAAUUUUACCACUAAGGAACCAAUUGGUAUCUGUGGUCAAAUUAUUCCAUGGAAUUUCCCAUUUAUGAUGCUAACUUGGAAGAUUGCUCCAGCUUUAGCUAUGGGUAAUGUAGUUAUUUUGAAACCAGCUGGUGCCACCCCGUUGAAUGCAUUAUAUUUCUCUUCGUUAUGUCAACGUGUUGGGUUACCAAAGGGUGUGGUAAAUAUUAUUCCUGGUCCAGGUAGAAUUGUUGGUACUACGAUUACUACUCAUCCAAAGAUUAGAAAAGCUGCAUUUACUGGGUCUACUGAGGUUGGUAAGGAUAUUGCAUUGAAAGCUUCAGGUUCAAAUUUGAAGAAACUUACAUUAGAAUUAGGUGGUAAGUCUGCUCACCUAGUUUUCGAUGAUAUUAAUAUUGAAAAGACAUUACCAAAUUUGGUUAAUGGUAUCUUUAAGAAUGCUGGUCAAAUUUGUUCAUCCGGUUCAAGAAUCUAUAUUCAGGAAGGUAUAUAUGAUAAACUAUUAGCUGCCUUUAAAGACUAUAUUGAAAAGACGAUCACCGUUGGUGAUCCAUUUGAUGAAUCCAAUUUUCAAGGUGCUAUUACCAAUAAAGAUCAAUUCAAUACCAUCAUGAAUUAUAUUGAUAUCGGUAAGAAAGAAGGGGCUAAGAUUUUAACUGGUGGACACGCCCUUGGUAAUAAGGGCUAUUUCAUUGAGCCUACUAUUUUUUAUGACGUCAAAGAAGAUAUGAGAAUUGUUAAAGAGGAAAUUUUUGGUCCUGUAGUUACUAUUUCUAAAUUCAAGACAAUUGAAGAUGGUGUCCGUAUGGCUAAUGAUUCAGAAUUCGGAUUAGGUGCAGGUAUUGAAACUGAAAACUUGAGUACCGCUUUGAAGGUUGCUAGAAUGUUACAUUCAGGUACGGUUUGGAUUAAUACAUACAAUGAUUUUGAUUCUAGAGUUCCAUUCGGCGGUGUUAAACAAUCUGGUUACGGUAGAGAAAUGGGUCAAGAAGUGUAUGAUUCUUACACUGAGAUUAAAGCUGUAAGAAUCAAGUUAUAA